AUGUUGUCGUGUUUAGUGAUCACAGUAGUGCUUGCUCUUGUUACUGAUAUCAGAGGUUCAUUUAUCUCUUCAUCCACAGUCCACGAUCCACAACUUGGAUCAGGUAAUAAAAUCAAUUAUACAACGAAAAUCCACGAAGUGAACAUGCCAGAAAUCAUAUUUGUAAUAAACGUGCUUGGAAUAAAAAAUGGCUCAGCUGGACACGUGAAUGAAAUUUUGCACAAUGAUAUCAUCGAAAAAGCGCUAAACGAAACACUAGGUGAUUUACGGCAAGCCCCGAAAUUUAUGCUAUUGGUGAAGCAAAAAAAUGAGCACGAACCGGUGAAUUUGAACGACGUCGCUGAAAAUGCCGAAAAGGAAGGCUUCGACGUCGAAAAGUUUACCAACGAGGGUGAAACUCGCCUCGUCAAGCUACAUUUGAUCCCUUCCAAUUCUACGUUGGAAAUUAAGGAAAAUCCCAACCAAGAGCCCGUCGAAGCGUAUGCCGGAAAUCGGCUUUUGAAGACACGGCUUGAUUAUACCUUUAACGAAGGCUGUAAAGAUCUUUGUAAAAAUUCAAAAGUAAAACUUGGGCAUGUCAGAGCAACAGGAUCGAAUGACACAUUGCACUACAUCUGGGAUUUCACAAGAAAUCCAACUAUAUUUAUCGCUGUCACAUCGACAACUGCAAAAUUGGUUGUUGAUUGGAAUAAAUACGUAUCUAGAUUACCACACGCAGUGAAAUUUACUGAGAAGCCCAUGUACACAUUUGGGAUUGUCAUUGAAAGGUUACUCGAAUUUAACGAUAUUCAUGAUGAUGGCAGAAUGGACGAAAUACUCGAUUCAAAUGUAGUUGAAGUGAACUUCCAGAAUUUCCAAUGGCAUCACAAAAAUUUGACUCACCAUGACAGUUUUGUUGAGUUUUAUAUCCAAGCUAGUGAUUACAAAGAUCUAAAUACAAAUGAAACGAGAAAUGGAACUAUUGAAUUCUUGUUGCAAGGGUUCAGCACCUUAAAUCAUUCCUCCGUUACACCUAAAAUGUUGCAUUCUGAAAAUGCCACACAAAUGGAUGUAACCAUUGAUCAUUUGGAUACAAAAGCAAACUUUACUAGUAGUAGAUUUGCGUUUGAAUUAUUAUUCGUAAGUGAGAACGAUUUAAACUGCACGUUACUUGCCAAUGGAAAGUGGAAAUUAGAUGAUGAAUUCACACCCGGUAUAUUUGAGAUCGUUGAGUUGAUUACAUCAGGAGCUCACGACAAAUCCGGAUACUUGCAAUGGAGGCCAGUUUCCUACAAAAAUUCUAACCGGGAAACUGUCAAGUCAACCAGCACUGUCUCUUACCCUGUUAAAAAUGCUAGUGUUAAUGAGUUCUUUAAUCGUGACAAUUUCUUGUACUUAUACUAUGGAGAGGACAAAAUGUUGGAUAACCUUGUCCAAAGAGUAAAUAUUUCGAUCGGAGAAAAAGGAGAUGGCUUUUACAAGGCAUCUAAUUAUGCCACAAUGACUUUUGUUGCUGGAUAUGGAGCCCCACCAGAUGAAAGAUUCUCAUUUGUUGUGAUGCUCAUCAUUGCCAUUGGCAUUGGUAUACCUGUAUUGGUUUUUUUAACUACAGGAGUUUAUAAGAUUAUGCGCUCACGAAGACGACGUGAUAAUGAACUGAUCAUAGAAUAAAAAAAGGUCGAAAGUUGCCAUUUUAUUUCUGUUAAUUAACUUUAACUAUUAUCAUUGAAACGUUAGUUUGAUAAAAUAAACUGAUUGUUCUCUGUUGCAUCGAAAAUCUAAGAAAUUUAGUGUAUAAGAUUGAGUUAUUUUUAAAUUUUUACAUAACAAUUAUACUACAAAUGGUUAAUAUUUAUUUGAGAAAUUUCUGUGGAUAUGUUGUAUUGUUUUGAUUUUUGAUUGAUACGAUAGAAUAGUUUCAAAUAUUAUUUUGUAGGCUAUAACACUCAAGCAAUUACCGACAGUGUCCUUUGCUAUAAAUAUACUAGUAUGUUUUGAAAGUUGCAUGUUAAUCUAGUAUAAAACGAGUUAAAUUUUAUAUAUUUUUUUAAUAGCACACUGAAAAAUAUAAGCACUGCAUUUAUAGUUAAGCAAGUGCUUGUGUGGUGAUAAAUUUUUAUUGAAGAACUCGUUCCUAUGUGUAUAAAAUAAUGAUUGUUAUACAUUUUUUUACUAAAACAAAUUUGUGUGAAAUUGGAUUUCCACAAAUAUAUCUUGUACAAUUAAUCAAAUUUUAAUUUUUACGAGU
This is a messenger RNA of Copidosoma floridanum, 2227 nucleotides long. Its product is annotated as glycosylated lysosomal membrane protein B. The record is from RefSeq and is a predicted model, not a curated record. NCBI's taxonomy places the organism in Eukaryota, Metazoa, Arthropoda, Insecta, Hymenoptera, Encyrtidae. Gene Ontology annotation, cellular component: lysosome.